AGGCUGCUCUGACGCUCCUCUGUGACGGGAGAUCAGUCGGGCUGUGGUGUGGUCGUCCAGCAGCAUGGAAAGCGAUGAUGAAAACAUAGAAGAGGUUGUGGAAGGUCCACUGGAUGAAGAUGGUCAGCCCCAUGGUUUCUGCACAGUGACCUACUCCUCCAGUGAUCGCUUUGAAGGACACUUCACCCAUGGAGAGAAGAAUGGAAAGGGCAAGUUCUUCUUCUUUGAUGGAAGCACCCUGGAGGGUUUUUACGUAGAUGACACUCUGCAGGGACAUGGGGUGUACACAUAUGAAGACGACAGCAUCCUCCAUGGGAUGUAUGUGGAUGGGGAGCUCAAUGGGCAUGCUCAGGAGUUUGAUGGAGAGGGCCACCUGGUGUUCAAGGGCCAGUAUAAAGACAACAACCGCUGUGGGGAGUGCUGGGUGUACUACCCUGAUGGGGGCUGUGUGUUUGGGGAGGUGAAUGAGGAUGGAGAGAUGACCGGUGACUCUGUAGCGUAUGUCUACCCAGACGGACACACAGCUCUCUCUGGGAGCUUUGUCGACGGGGAGCUGAUUGAAGCUCAUUUCGCCACCCUGAUUUCCAACGAAAGUGGAAGGCCGCGCUUCGAAGUCACACCAAACAGUCCUGUUUACUCGUAUGACAAGUCCACAUCCACGUGUAUGGCCACCCACGCUCUGCUUCCUGACCCAUAUGAGAGCCAAAGGGUAUUUGUGGCGGACUCCACGAUUAAAGGAGCAGGUCAGGGUUUGUUUGCUAAGACAGAUGCUGAAACGGACACUGUGAUGGCUUUUUAUAAUGGAGUACGCAUCACUCACUCUGAGGUAGACAGCAGAGAUUGGGCCCUGAAUGGAAACACGAUCUCACUGGAUAAGGACACUGUGAUCGACGUCCCUCAGCCCUUUGACCACACAGAGAGAUACUGUGCCUCUCUGGCCCACAAGGCAAACCACUCCUUUACCCCCAACUGCAAAUAUGAUCCGUAUGUCCAUCCUCGCUUUGGGCCAAUCAAGUGUAUCCGAACACUUAGGGCUGUGAAGAUAGGCGAGGAGCUGACAGUUGCCUAUGGCUAUGAUCACGGGCUGACGGGGAAGAACGGCCCAGAGGCUCCUGAUUGGUACAAGCAGGAACUGGAGAUGUUCCAGCAGACACAGGAGGCUCCCACCAGCCAAUGAGAGUGCAGAAUGCAGACAAAUACCUCUGGACAAUACAAUAACCCUCUACCUGUGCUACCACUUUUGAAGACUCCUGAAGCAUAUGGAACUUGAUAUCCCUGCAGCUGCAACCCAUAUUGUAGAUAUUUUUGAAGUUACUAUGCUUCAUAUGGUAUUCAAGCAGAAUACUGCUUGAGCAGUUCAGUUUGAUUGGAAGUCCUGGACAUCCAGGGCCAAAACAACACAAGAACUAUGCAAGAAACCAAAUGUUAUUAAAGGAGACAUGUCAGUAGCUGGAAGUGCUGUCCUCUUCAUCACAUAUUACUCAUAUAGGAAUGAUUUACAUGCUUAUGGUUUGAGGGUAUUGAGGAUUUUUCGGUUAUGACUUUCAUUUCUUUCAGUUUUCAGUGUCAAUAUCUUCACUUAACUCUUAUGUCAGUAGAUUAAUGUAGCAGCUGCAGUUUUCAGGGCUCCCUUCAAGGUGUUUAAAAACACUAUUUGUGUGGCAGAAUUUACUCUAUUUAACUUGCACUUCAUUUGAACUUACCCAGCCGGCCCCUUCCAUGUAAUACUGUGCAAAAGAUUUAGGCACUUUAGAUGUUCAGAUCCUCUCCAUCAUCAUCAUCAUCAUCAGGAGGUGUCUAAUUGGUCCAGAUUCAUCCUGCAGCAGAUGAUGUCAGCAUCCUGAUCUCAGCAACUGGUGCUGUUUUGUUUUUUGUUUUGUUUUUUUUUUUU
This is a messenger RNA of Seriola dumerili (greater amberjack), 1891 nucleotides long. It is a transcript of the gene setd7, whose product is annotated as SET domain containing lysine methyltransferase 7. The transcript has 8 exons. Gene Ontology annotation, cellular component: chromosome. Gene Ontology annotation, molecular function: histone H3K4 monomethyltransferase activity; protein binding. Bases 65 to 1177 code for a protein of 370 amino acids. Gene Ontology annotation, biological process: regulation of DNA-templated transcription. NCBI's taxonomy places the organism in Eukaryota, Metazoa, Chordata, Actinopteri, Carangiformes, Carangidae. The record is from RefSeq and is a predicted model, not a curated record.